Molecule: messenger RNA, 1017 nt
Organism: Drosophila serrata
Lineage: Eukaryota; Metazoa; Arthropoda; Insecta; Diptera; Drosophilidae
Product: peritrophin-44
Cellular component (GO): extracellular region
Molecular function (GO): chitin binding
Source: RefSeq, a predicted model, not a curated record
AUGCCGAAAUCAAGUCAUUUUGGAGUGCUUCUCGGAUGCAUUUUCCUAAUGACUUGGCAGACAUCGUUGGCGGCCAGCGCCGGUGAGUACGAGGAGCUCUGCCGCCUGUUCAAGAAUGGCACGCAGAUUCGCAAGCCUGGAACCUGCGACCAGUACAUCAAGUGCCUCAACGGUGAGGGCACAGUCCUGAACUGCACCUCCGGCCAGUCCUUCAGUCCCAGCAAGAACCAAUGUGUGGACACUCUGGCAAAUAGUAACAAGUACUGCGGCAACCGGUGCGAGGGCAAGAAUGACGAAUGGGUGGCCGAUCCGACCGAGUGCCACAAGUACUUCUACUGCGUGAAUGGUGUGCCCCUCCCGGGGAUGUGUCCGUCCAGCCAGCACUUUGAUGAGGCCAAGCAGGCGUGCCAGCACGGCGUGGACUCGACCUGUGUCGAUGUGAACAACAUAUGCGAGCUGGUGCCGAGCAAGACCAAGUUCCGGAAGGAGGAUGACUGCGCCCAGUACUACGAGUGUAACAGCUCUGAGAGCCACACCGUGGGUACGUGCAUCACCACCAAGAAGAGACAGUACUUUGAUGUGGAGAGCGGAAGUUGUGUGGAGCCGAGCACGAUAGAGUGCUCGGCCCACUCCAAGACCGGCAUCUGCUCCAAAUCGACAAAGCCGACCUUUGUGUCCGACAAGGCUACAUGUCGCGGCUACUUCUAUUGCCAGGGCCUGUCCCCAGUGAUAGAUCUGGACCCGGUAUGGAUGCAGUGCCGCGAGGGAUACUUCUUCGAUGCGGAGCUGCAAAUCUGUGCUCCGGCCUCUCAGGUGGUGUGCGAGUUCAACAGGUGCGAAGGACGUGGAACUAUGCUGGUGGCCAGCAGCAGCAACAACUGUCACAACUUCAUCCGCUGUGUCGAUGGCAAGACGGUGGAGGAGGAGACCUGUCACUUUGACCAUUUCUUUGACGAGACCAUCGAGGCCUGCACCUCCACGAUUAUCUACGACAAGUGCUGCGAUGACCGUGAUUGA